Molecule: messenger RNA, 1010 nt
Organism: Prosopis cineraria
Lineage: Eukaryota; Viridiplantae; Streptophyta; Magnoliopsida; Fabales; Fabaceae
Product: non-specific lipid transfer protein GPI-anchored 31
Exons: 3
Coding region: 170-727 (185 amino acids)
Biological process (GO): lipid transport
Molecular function (GO): lipid binding
Source: RefSeq, a predicted model, not a curated record
UCUCUCUCCCUCUCUAAAAAUCCAAGCUUUUCCAAAUUCCAAUUAUUCGUCUUGAACCCCAUUACUUCCCUAAUCUCUCCCACUUUCUUUACUUUAACUCCUCCACUUCCCAAACCUCACAUUGCCAUUUCCCACACUUCUUCUCUCUGUUCUCUCUCUCUCUCUCUUAAUGGCAGCGAAGACCUCCCUCAUUCUCUGCCUUGUGGCCAUCUGGGCCGUCGCUCUGGUUCACGGCGCGUCGUCUUCUGCUCACCACGCGCCGUCGCCUGCCCCGGACUGUUCGAGCCUGAUAACGAACAUGGUGGAUUGCUUGUCCUUCGUCUCUAGCGGAAGCAACACCACCAAGCCACAGGGUUCGUGCUGCUCUGGCUUCAAGACUGUGCUUAAGUCCAAUCCUGACUGUAUCUGUCAGGCAUUCAAGAGCAGUUCUCAGUUGGGUGUCACCUUGAAUGUCACUAAGGCUUUGACUCUUCCUGCGGCUUGCAAAGUCUCUGCCCCUGAUUUUUCUAGCUGUGGAUUGUCUGUAACUCCUGCUGCUGCUCCUGGCAUGUCUCCAUCAUCUUCAGCUGCAGUGCCCGGUAUGUCUGGUUCAGGGGCCACGAGCGAGAUAUCUCCAACAGCAGCACCGGUGCCAUCUCCGGGAAACUCAGCACCAUCCAUGGUUCCAAUUUCAGCAGGAUCAUUGCUUGUCUGCAUACUUGCAGCCAUAUUCUUCUCAGGCUUUUGAGAGCCAAGCCUCUUGCCCCAUUUUGCAUGAUAUUAGAUAAACAUGACAUACGAGGCUGAGGGACUAUAUUGAUGUUAUCUGAUCUGAGAUUUAUCUUAGCUAUUUAACUUUUCCUCAUUCCAUGUGUGUGUGUGUGUGAGACCUUACCAGUAGAUAUUAUUGUUCAUUAUGUGGUGACUCAGACUUUUGGUGCAUGUACCUCUUUUUGUUAUAGGUGUGUGUGUGUGGGUGGUGAUGUGUAGUUGGAGAGAAUGAUUUGGUCAAUGAUAAGUUUAUGGUGAUA